Molecule: messenger RNA, 1880 nt
Organism: Aspergillus caelatus
Lineage: Eukaryota; Fungi; Ascomycota; Eurotiomycetes; Eurotiales; Aspergillaceae
Product: CCCH zinc finger protein
Exons: 5
Coding region: 89-1447 (452 amino acids)
Cellular component (GO): nucleus
Molecular function (GO): metal ion binding
Source: RefSeq, a predicted model, not a curated record
CACGUUCAUAACCACACUGUAAAGGACAGAACAAACUUUGUGCAUGUGGUCUACUAACUGUGAAUGCUAGCCAUAUUCUUUAUUCACCAUGACAGAAGAUCAGGACCUCAUGGCCAAGAUCAGCCAGCUUGCUGGCCAGAUCAAUAGACACAAGACCCAGAAUACCCCAACAUCAACGCCUUACGGUAGUGAUUAUCAAUCAGGUCAUUAUGUAGCACGUCAUGUACCCUCUCGAGGGCGUCCGGGUUGGGCGCCAUAUCGCGGACGACCGUAUGGGCGAGGCCGUGGCGCUGCUCCUCACCGACACCGUACACUCGUUCUCAACAAUACAGCGACACCAGGGACUCCAGGUGGUGCGACACCCUCUACUAACUCUGGGAUGGAUGUUGAUAGCGAGAGUCGAUCGACAACACCAAAUGGAUGGGUUGCUAAGCGCGACCGACACAUGCAGUUGAUCAACUCUGCUAUAUACGACCAAGAAGCGCAGGCGAGAGCGAAGGCUAUGGAAGAGAGUCGCAAGGCCAAAGAGAAGAAGAAAGCAGAGAUCGAGCAGGCCAAAGUACUCAGAUACGCGCAGGGUGUCGGUAGGCAGUAUCCUAGCUCUGCCGCUCCCCAGGUUGCCCCGGGGCCGUCGGCGGAGUAUCAGGUCUACCUCAACGAUAUACCUUUCCGUGUCUCACGAGGCGGUAGUAAAUUGAUAAGAGUGUCUGAUGAUCCGAAUACUGUCAAUAACACACCAAAGAGAGUAACUAUUGCCGGCGUUACCUUUGUUCGGAGCAAAAAUGGAAAUCUCCACCGUCUUGGUGCGGUUACUUCGAAAAGAAAGCCCAACGCCACUAAGAAGAAUGAGCUUUGCCGCAGAUUCACUACGACCGGUACCUGUUACAAAGGACCAUCCUGUCUAUACGUUCAUGACCCAGAUAAGGUCGCGCUGUGCAAAGACUUCCUCCAAACUGGUGAUUGCACCGCAGGUAUAAGUUGCGAUCUUUCCCAUGAACCUUCGCCCCACAGAUCCCCUACUUGUAUGCAUUUCCUCCGAGGUCGCUGCUCCAACCCGGAGUGCCGAUAUGCCCAUAUCCGGUUGACUCCUGGUGCACCCGUUUGCAGAGAUUUUGCAAAUCUGGGCUAUUGUGAAAAAGGCGCUAAUUGCGACCAACGACAUGUACAUGAGUGUCCUGAUUAUGCCAACACGGGUGUAUGCAACAAGAAACGUUGUCGCCUGCCCCAUGUUGAUCGUGCAGGACAAAUUCGGAAGAAUACUGGUGCUAACAAAGUCGAUGCCACGAAUGACGAUGAUUCUGAUGCCUCUAGCGAGGAUGAAGAGUACGAUGAAAUCGAUUCUGAUGAUGUUGACUCAGACGAUCUUGACGAGGAUGAGCCGGAACUCAUCAUAAAAAGAGACGGCAGUAACGAUCUUUCGCAGCAGCAGGAUUUCAUCCGCUUCUAAUUGUACAUGCCCACUAACUGCACAUAGCUGCAAGAAUAGUGUAACUGAGGAUUUGGGUUGAUCUCGACAGGCAAGAUGAAGAGAGAAAAAAAGAGUGAAACAGAAAAAACACGAAAAGAAAAUGAAAAGAAGAAGAUGAUGAUGACGGACGAUACAAAAUCCAGUAAUUAGAAGGGUAUCUGCUUUUGGCCUUUUUUUUGCUUUAUGCCUUACGAACUGAAGUUUCUGCUCGCGAAAGAAGUUACCGAUACCCGUACAGCAUGUUUCAGGACUUGUCUAUUUGUCUGGUGGGUGGAGAAGGCUUGAUGGUUUGGAUUGUUGCAUGGGUAGCAAUCUACAAGUUGAUAAGGAGGGACUGUAGUAUUACUCGGUACUCUUGACUAGAGAUCAGAAAUAGAUACUAGGAUGGUAAUGGCACUUCGUUAUUUUUCUA